AAACAUUUUCGAUUGAUUUUCUGUUGAGCUAAAGAUGAUAUCUUCUUCAUCAUCCCAGAAGAAAAACCUUCAAUCCCUUUUAGCCACUAACCUCAAGAAACUCACCAUCACUCCCCCUUCUUCUAAUCAUGAGUUCGAUUUUGGUGAUGUUUUUGGCCCUGUAACUCCUCACCCUUCCAACCCCAUCGUCCAAUCACCAUCCUCCACGUCUCCCCCUUCUGCUUUCCUCGGUGAUCCUCAAGUUAUCCACACCAGGACCCACUCUUAUGUGGGCCCUUCCCCUCGUUACACCCUCUCUUCUUCCCUCCCCCUCGAAAUCCAUGAAGCUGAAACCGAGAAUGAAGAUGCAGAAGAAGUGAAGGCCAAGAUUGUGCCUGAGGAUUUUGAGAUUUUGAGAGUUGUUGGGCAAGGAGCUUUUGGGAAAGUUUUUCAGGUGAGGAAAAAAAGAAGGGAUGUUGAGGAUGGUGAUGGUGAUGGUGAUGGUGAUGGGAUUUUUGCUAUGAAAGUGAUGAAGAAACAAACUAUAAUUAAAAAGAACCAUGUCGAUUACAUGAGAGCUGAGAGAGAUAUCCUCACUAAAGUUGUUCAUCCAUUUAUUGUUCAGCUCAGAUACUCUUUUCAGACAAAGUCUAAGCUUUAUUUGAUCAUGGAUUUUAUAAAUGGUGGCCAUCUCUUCUUUCACCUGUAUCGCCAGGGGAUAUUUAGUGAGGAUCAAGCAAGGUUUUAUACUGCUGAGAUUGUAUCUGCUGUUUCGCAUCUUCACAACUGUGGUAUCGUGCAUCGAGAUCUUAAACCCGAAAAUAUUCUUGUGGAUGCUGAUGGACAUGUUAUGCUUACAGAUUUCGGGCUGGCCAAGGAAAUCGAUGAAUCUAGCAGAUCAAAUUCGAUGUGUGGGACAACCGAGUACAUGGCUCCAGAAAUUUUACAGUCCAAAGGCCACAAUAAAGAUGCAGAUUGGUGGAGUAUUGGGAUACUGCUAUAUGAAAUGCUAACUGGUCAGCCUCCUUUUACACAUGCAAAUAGGCAGAAGCUUCAGCAAAGAAUUAUCCAAGAGAAACUCAAACUUCCACCAUUCCUUACUACUGAAGCUCACUCUUUACUCAAAGGGAUGCUGCAGAAGGAACCAUCAAGAAGGCUAGGCAGUGGUCCUGGAGGAGGGGAUGAGAUAAAGAAACAUAAAUGGUUCCGGUCAAUCAACUGGAAGAAAUUAGAGGCUAGAGAAAUUCAGCCAAAGUUCAAACCAGAUGUGAGCGGAAAGGAUUGUACUGCCAACUUCGACAAAUGCUGGACGACGAUGCCGGCAGAUGACUCGCCAGCCUCCACUCCUACAGCAGGUGAACAUUUUGAGGGUUAUACUUAUGCAGCACCUAACCCUUGGCUUUCUUCAAAGUAAAAUUAGAGUGCUCAGUGGCCUAUAAUAACCCUUGUAAAUCUAUGGUUUACAGUGAAAGAACUAAGAAAUAAAAUUUGCUAAAGUUGCUCUCUGUUCUCUACCAUAAACACAUCUACUUGUGUUUUUAUAGAUUUUUUAUUCGCUUGCUUAUAAAAUUAUGUUAAGAACUUUAUAAAUUCAAGAUGCUUUCGUUUA
Messenger RNA from Hibiscus syriacus, 1588 nucleotides. Its product is annotated as serine/threonine-protein kinase AtPK2/AtPK19-like. Lineage: Eukaryota; Viridiplantae; Streptophyta; Magnoliopsida; Malvales; Malvaceae. Gene Ontology annotation, biological process: protein phosphorylation. The record is from RefSeq and is a predicted model, not a curated record. The transcript is spliced from 6 exons. Gene Ontology annotation, molecular function: ATP binding; protein serine/threonine kinase activity. Bases 35 to 1393 code for a protein of 452 amino acids.